CUGAGAGCAGAAACUUGUGGGGCCUGCAUCGGAGCUCACCUUCUUACGGUGGUCUUUAUUACCAUGCCGUUGUAUGAAGGCCUAGGGAGCGGCGGGGAGAAAACGGCAGUCGUGAUAGACCUGGGAGAGGCUUUUACCAAGUGUGGAUUUGCUGGAGAAACUGGUCCAAGAUGCAUAAUUCCUAGUGUGAUUAAAAAAGCUGGUCUGCCUAAGCCUAUCAAAGUUGUUCAAUAUAAUAUCAAUACAGAAGAAUUGUAUUCCUACCUAAAGGAAUUCAUCCACAUACUGUAUUUCAGGCACCUGUUGGUGAACCCUAGAGACCGCCGGGUUGUGGUUAUCGAGUCAGUGCUGUGUCCUUCCCACUUCAGAGAGACACUCACCCGGGUUCUUUUCAAGUAUUUUGAGGUUCCAUCUGUCCUGCUUGCUCCAAGUCAUCUAAUGGCUCUUCUGACACUUGGGAUAAACUCUGCUAUGGUCCUGGAUUGCGGAUAUAGGGAGAGCCUGGUGUUACCUAUAUAUGAAGGAAUCCCAGUACUAAAUUGUUGGGGAGCACUCCCCCUAGGAGGAAAAGCUCUUCACAAGGAGUUGGAAACUCAGCUACUGGAGCAGUGUACUGUUGACACAGGUGCUGCUAAAGAACAGAGCCUUCCCUCUGUGAUGGGUUCAAUUCCAGAAAGUGUCUUAGAGGACAUUAAAGUGCGCACUUGCUUUGUAAGUGAUCUGAAACGUGGAUUAAAAAUCCAAGCAGCAAAAUUUAAUAUUGAUGGGAAUACUGAGCGUCCCUCACCACCUCCAAAUGUUGACUACCCAUUAGAUGGAGAGAAGAUUUUACAUGUUCUUGGAUCAAUCAGAGAUUCAGUUGUGGAGAUUCUUUUUGAACAAGAUAAUGAAGAGAAAUCAGUUGCCACUUUAAUACUGGAUUCCCUUAUACAGUGCCCAAUAGACACCAGAAAGCAACUAGCAGAGAAUUUGGUAGUCAUAGGUGGCACAUCUAUGUUGCCAGGAUUUCUCCACAGAUUGCUUGCAGAAAUAAGGUAUUUGGUAGAAAAACCAAAAUAUAAAAAAGCACUUGGCACCAAGACAUUCCGAAUUCAUACUCCACCUGCAAAGGCUAAUUGUGUGGCCUGGUUGGGAGGAGCUAUUUUUGGGGCACUGCAGGACAUACUUGGGAGCCGUUCAGUCUCAAAGGAGUAUUAUAAUCAGACAGGCCGUAUACCUGAUUGGUGUUCUCUUAAUAACCCACCUUUGGAAAUGAUGUUUGAUGUCGGGAAAGCUCAGCCACCGCUGAUGAAGAGAGCCUUUUCCACUGAGAAAUAAAAUUUGAUUGAAAUUCAACUUUGCUUUGUAUCAAGUAAUCAAUUACAAGCAAAUUGUACAAAGUAUACAGGAUGCUGUUAGAGAUGAUUUUAUGGAAGUGAAAGCAUUUCUGUAGUUACUCUUUGCAUUAAUAUUUAAUUCUUUUGACUGUUGUAGUAAAAUAGUAGCUGAUGCUUAUGAAAUUUGUUGUAUUUAUAUCAAUAAAAUACAGUAAAGCAG
Molecule: messenger RNA, 1536 nt
Organism: Odobenus rosmarus divergens (Pacific walrus)
Lineage: Eukaryota; Metazoa; Chordata; Mammalia; Carnivora; Odobenidae
Gene: ACTR10
Product: actin-related protein 10 homolog (S. cerevisiae)
Exons: 13
Coding region: 64-1317 (417 amino acids)
Biological process (GO): retrograde axonal transport of mitochondrion
Source: RefSeq, a predicted model, not a curated record